Rhododendron vialii is the source of this 2183-nucleotide messenger RNA. RefSeq lists its product as uncharacterized. The transcript has 15 exons. The coding region runs from base 144 to 1451 and encodes 435 amino acids. The record is from RefSeq and is a predicted model, not a curated record. Gene Ontology annotation, molecular function: zinc ion binding. NCBI's taxonomy places the organism in Eukaryota, Viridiplantae, Streptophyta, Magnoliopsida, Ericales, Ericaceae. Gene Ontology annotation, cellular component: cytoplasm; nucleus.
AGAUGACAUCGGUGAUGCUCCUCUUUACCAGGCGGAAAGCCUCUGUAUGCGUUGCGGCGAAAACGGGAUAACAAGGUUCUUAUUAACAUCAAUUCCAUACUUUAGAAAGAUUCUGCUAUCAGCAUUUGAGUGUCCACAUUGUAAUGAGAGGAACAACGAAGUGCAGUCUGGUGAGAUCCAACCCCGAGGAUGUCAUUUCCAAUUGCACUUUCCAUCAGAUGCUCAAUCGGCAAGUAGUGAAAUCUGAGACAGCUACUAUUAAGAUUCCUGAACUGGAUUUCGAGAUCCCUCCAGAGGCUCAGCGUGGCUCUCUCUCAACAGUGGAAGGAAUUUUGGUACGGGCUGCGGAUGAAUUGGGGGCCCUUCAAGAAACACGAAAGAAAGUCAAUCCUGAAACUGCUGAAGCAAUAGGCCACUUCUUGCUAAAAUUAAAAGCUUAUGCUAAUGCAGAGUCUCCCUUUACCUUGAUUCUUGAUGAUCCUGCUGGCAACAGCUUCAUUGAGAACCCGUUUGCUCCAUCUCCAGAUCCAUCACUGACUAUUAAAUUUUAUGAGCGAACUCCUGAGCAACAAGCAAUACUUGGGUAUCUAGUUGACCCAUCACAAGGGGGAGAACUUGGUGAUGAAUUAUUAUCACAAGAAAUAAACACUACUGCUGAUGAAACUAGGAGAGAGCCGCAUGGAUCCAUCGGGUCAACAGCUAGCCAUCGGGCUAUUGCACAGGGUAAUAGUGCUGAAAUGGCUGAGGCUUUGUUUCGGUACUCUGCACCAGAAGAGGUGAUGACUUUUCCAUCAACAUGUGGGUCUUGUGCAGCCAAGUGUGAGACUCGGAUGUUUGUGACCAAUAUUCCAUAUUUCCAAGAAGUGAUUGUGAUGGCAUCCACUUGUGAUGCUUGUGGUUACCGAAGUUCUGAGUUGAAGCCCGGUGGUCGUAUUCCUGAGAAAGGAAAGAAAAUUAUCGUUCUUGUGAAGAACAUUAAAGAUCUAAGCCGAGAUGUGAUAAAGUCAGAUACUGCAAGUGUAAAAGUCCCAGAACUUGACUUGGAGCUUGCCAGUGGAACAUUGGGUGGACUGGUGACAACUGUUGAAGGCUUGAUUAUGCAAAUCAGUGAGAAUCUUGAGAGAGUACAGGGAUUUACUUUUGGAGAUAGUCUCGAUGAUAAUAAGAAAAACAGGUGGCAAGACUUCAGUACAAGGCUUAACAAGCUUCUGAGCUUGGAAGAGCCGUGGACUUUGAUACUUGAUGAUGCCCUGGCAAAUUCUUUUGUCGCACCAGCAACUGAUGAUAUUCAAGAUGACCAUCAACUAACCUGUAAGUACCUCAAAUGGUUCCCUGGUUUCUUUAAGGUAGACAAAUGGCUGGACUUUUUGACAGACGCCAUACAUAUACUUGUCAUGGACAAAGAUGUUGACAUUGACUGCUUUAUCGAGCACCACGGAAUGUGGAAUUAAGUCAACAGUCAAUCCGAAAUUCCCUGUAAUCAAGUUUUUUGAAACAAUCUUGUUUUGUUUUGUAAGCCCCGUGUGUUUUUUCCGGAUUCAAACAUCGGAUUGUGACUAUAAAUUUAAGGGGAGACACAUCUCACCUUUGGUUAGAAAUUUUGCGGCUAGGGCUAAAUAUCUGUGGAUGUAUCCUACAAAAGAUGGGAGAUACAACAUGUUUGGUUUAUCUAUCCUAUGCAGUCUAGUCUAACAAGGACCUUAUUGUACUUUCUUUGUUGCUGAUGAGUUUCUCCUCCUAGUAAUUGCACAUUUGCAACUGUUUACUGUGUUUUUUUGUUGGGCAAUGGCCAGUUGAGGAAUACGAGAGGUCGUGGGAGCAGAAUGAGGAGUUGGGUCUGAAUGAUAUUGACACCUCUGGAGCUGAUGAUGCUUACACAUCAACUGAUGCUGUACUCUGAAGGAGGAAACGGAUGUGUGACAUUCGCUUGGUUUCUCGAAUUUUCUUCAAUCCAGGAGAGAGCAUUGUAUCCCAGUCCGACGUUUUCCAGGAUUGUAAUAUGUAUACGCAAAAUGCCACUCUUUAAGACAGUUUGUAUCUUGUUGCAUAUCUAUAUAUACAACUGGACAAUUUUUUGAUUUUACCUCCAUAUUGGACGGUGGGAUGUUAGUGGAGUUCUGCAUGUUUGUGGCAUGGACCGCUUGUGUAAUCUGUUGGCAUUACUUGUGGAAUUUUUAGUCGUC